This is a messenger RNA of Halteromyces radiatus, 3993 nucleotides long. Its product is annotated as P-loop containing nucleoside triphosphate hydrolase protein. The transcript has 8 exons. NCBI's taxonomy places the organism in Eukaryota, Fungi, Mucoromycota, Mucoromycetes, Mucorales, Cunninghamellaceae. The coding region runs from base 1 to 3864 and encodes 1287 amino acids. Gene Ontology annotation, biological process: transmembrane transport. Gene Ontology annotation, cellular component: membrane. Gene Ontology annotation, molecular function: ABC-type transporter activity; ATP hydrolysis activity; ATP binding. The record is from RefSeq and is a predicted model, not a curated record.
AUGGAAUACAAAAAAGAAAAGUCUCAAUAUGAGACCAAAUUACAAUCAUCAAAACAAAAAUCUAUCACUAUCUAUCGUCUAUUUCGAUUUGCUUCUAAAAAAGAUAUUCUAAUGAUUACUGUUGCCAUACUAUGUUCUAUCGUUAUUGGUGCCAUUCAACCAUUAGGUAUCCUAAUCUUUGGGAAAGCCAUCGAUACAUUCGCGCUUGAAGCAGAUACUUCUUCAAACUUGGUAGAAACCGUCCGUCCGAUCAUCUAUUGGUUUAUCAUCAUGGGUAUUGUAGCGUUUGUUGCCGCCUAUGUAUCUAAUUGUUGUUGGGUACUAUCUGGAGAAAAUCAAACGAGAAGAAUAAGGUUAGCCUACGUGCAUGCCGUACUUCGACAAGACAUGUCAUGGUUUGAUAUUGCAGGAGAAGGUUCACUUACAACAAGAUUGGUUGCCGAUACGCAGAUGAUCCAAGAUGGCAUAUCAGAUAAAUGUGGUGCUUUUGUUAUGUCAAUGGCCCGAUUCAUUACUGGCUUUCUUGUCGCUUUCAUCAUCAACUGGCGCCUUGCUAUUGUCAUCUUGACCAUCGUACCGCUUCUUGCUGGAUUUGGUGCUGUCAUGUCUUUCUUGAUUACGCGAUAUACCAUACGAAUACAAAACGCUUACGCCGAUGCUGGAACCGUUGCUGAACAAGCAUUGGGUGGUAUCAGGACUGUUCAUGCUUAUUCACUACAAAAUAGAUUUACUCGCUUGUAUGAUGAUAAACUACAAGUUGUGUUGAGUAUUGGCGUUCGUCGUGCUGUUGUCGUAGCCGUUGGAUAUAGCGGAUUAAUGUUCAUCAUGUUCGGUACGUAUGCUUUAUCGCUUUGGUAUGGAUCUCAGCUAAUGUAUCAAAGGAUAUUGGACGGUCAAACUGUGGUAACGGUGAUUAUUGUCAUGCUGAUGAGUGCCAUAUCCUUGAUGCAAUUGCCUGCCUACUUUUCCACUAUCAUCAAGGGUCGUGCUGCCGCUACUAAACUUUUUUCCAUCAUAGAUCAUAUUCCAAAUAUCGACUCUGACCAUCGUCAUAAGGAGAGAGACACAAUCCAAGGUCAUAUCCAGUUUCGUAAUGUCCAUUUUGCCUAUCCAACAAGACCAGAUAUACCAGUUUUACAGGGUUUUGAUCUCACUAUACAUCCAGGAAUGACUGUAGCAUUUGUUGGAUCGUCAGGUUCAGGUAAAUCCACUUCCAUACAACUGUUACAACGUUUCUACGAUCCAGUGCAAGGAAACAUUCUUGUAGAUGGUGAAGAUAUCAAAGAGUCGUGGGACGUUCAAGCACUAAGACAACAUAUUGGUGUCGUGGGACAAGAACCUGUAUUGUUCAACAUGACUGUGAGAGAAAAUAUUUGUAUGGGUGCGAAACAAUCUAUAGAAAAUAAUAGCAAAAAGGAUCCUGUUAGUACUGUCUCUGAAGAUCAAAUUAUAGCAGCUUGUCGUCAAGCUAAUUGUCACGUAUUUAUUACCGAACUGCCACAAGGGUAUGAUACAAUGAUCAAAGAAGGUAUGCUAUCAGGUGGUCAAAAACAAAGAAUAGCUAUUGCCAGAGCUAUUUUAAAGAAUCCAUCCAUUCUUUUACUUGAUGAAGCUACAUCGGCUUUAGAUACCACGUCUGAAAAAAUAGUACAACAUGCUAUUGACUCUGCUUCUCGAAACCGAACCACUAUCAUUGUUGCGCAUCGUUUAUCAACAGUACGCCAUGCUGAUCUUAUUGUCGUCAUGGAUAAAGGUCGUUUAGCCGAACAAGGUACUCAUAUAGAAUUACUAUCUCAUGGAGGAAUAUAUGCCGAACUAGUAUCCAAACAAGCCAUUGCAACUAAAUGCAUUAGUGACGAUCAUAUUUCAAGUACUUUAUCAAAAGACUCACAAUAUCUCGAGGAAGAUACAAUAAUUGUAAACACAGCAGAAAAUACUGAUAUCUCACUGGAUCACCGCGCAAACUCACCAACUAUGAAACAACGACAAUACAGAUCGUUGCCAAUGAAUAACCAAUAUCAACACUCGUUACAGCAACAAAGACAGCUAUCAUCGCACUUACAGUCAUCGUCAUACAGGACCACCAUAUAUGUUUUGUUUGAAAUAGUACGACAAAUGCGACCAGAAUGGCAUUUAUUAUUGAUGGGUAGUGUUUGUGCAUGUGCUAGCGGUAUCAUCUUUCCGGUCUAUGCGACGAUUGUAGCCAAUGUUAUCAUUAUUAUCUCUCAACCUGACUUUACGCAACAUCAACAAGGUCCAUUUCAAAGCACCAACUUGUACUCCAUCUUAUUUCUUAUUAUUGGCAUUUGGGCUUUCCUUAGUAUCGGUGGUCGACGAUUUGCUUUUGAAUUGGCUGGGGAACGCUACAUGCGGCGAUUACGAUACCAAUUAUUCUCUCGUUUAUUGGCUCAAGAGAUUGGCUUUUUUGAUCAAGAAGAAAAUUCGGUUGGUGCUUUAUCCUCACGUUUGGCAAUGGAUGUAAAAAAUGUGACUGAAAUGGUGAUCACAGUAUGGGGUGAAUUUAUCCAACUUUUAUUUACAGCUUGUGCAGGAUUGGCCAUUGCUUUCGCUCAUAGUUGGGUUCUCACUUUGAUUAUGCAGUGCAUGAUUCCGUGUCUGGUGUUAUCGACGGCAUAUGAAUCGGUCAUUAACAGAAGGUUCCACGACAAGACAAAAAAGGCAUACGAACAAAGCAGCCAAGUCGCAAAUGAAGCUAUUCGAGAAAUUCGUACUGUCGCCUCCUUGACUCGCCAAGCAUACUUUGAACAACGCUACGCAGACGCUACCUUACCAUCACAUGCUCUUGCUCAGCGGAAAGCAUAUUUGACUUCCUUGGGUUACGCCUUUAGUCAAGCCACGAAUAUCUUUACCAAUGCUGUUGCUUUUUAUGCUGGUGCGAUUAUGAUCUCUCAUGGUUCUAUCAACAUGCAACAAAUGUUUGUCACACUCAUGACAGUCCUUAUCACUGCUGAAGGUAUUGGUCAUGUUAGUACAUUUACUGGAGUCUAUGCAAAAGCAAAACAAUCGACCUUGACAACUUUUGAAGUGUUAUUUCGAAAACCUGCUAUCGAUCCUGAUUUGGAAGGCAACGAACCUAAAACUGUAGAUGGACAAGUGGAUUUCUCUAAUAUUGCUUUUCGAUACCCUGCAAGACCUCAAGUACCCAUUUUCAAUGGUGAUUUUCAUUUACCUAUCAAGGCUGGUCGUACGAUUGCUUUGGUUGGUCAUAGUGGUUGUGGGAAAUCGACUACGAUUGGUUUACUUCAACGCUGGUAUGAUCCUAUUUCUGGUGUGGUAUCUUUGGAUGAAAAAAAUGUACAAUCAUUUACUUUGAACAAUUUACGAAGCCAUAUGGCCUUGGUUGGGCAAGAACCAAUGUUAUUCGAUUUGACAAUCCGGGAAAACAUUUUAUUUGGCGUAGAGGAAUCAAAUCAUAUCACUCAACAAGACAUCGAAAAUACUUGUCGUACUUCCAACAUUCAUACAUUUAUCAUGAACUUGCCUGAUGGUUAUGAUACUCGCGUAGGGGAUAAAGGUUCUCAAUUAUCAGGAGGUCAAAAACAAAGGAUUGCCAUUGCCCGUGCUUUGAUUCGACAACCUAAAGUUCUAUUAUUGGAUGAAGCCACGUCUGCCCUGGAUAGCGAUUCAGAAAAAUUAGUGCAAGAUGCUAUUGACAGGAUUUUGGAACAAAAGAAUCGGACUACAAUCACCAUUGCUCAUCGACUAAGCACCAUCCAGAAAGCAGAUGUGAUAUGCGUCGUGAAGGAUGGCAGAAUCAUAGAACAUGGAAGCCACUGGGAACUAUUGGACUUGAAAGGUGUUUAUGCAACUUUGGUUCAUCAACAAUCGUUAAGUGUAAACUGAAUCAUCUACGGAUCCCCUUUAUUUUUUUAUUUUAUUUCUUUUUUUUUUGAUAUUACUCUCUUUGUCUUGAUCCUUUUAACUUUUAUUUUAGUGUGUCUCUAUAUCGUUUUUUUUUUAUAUAGUUUUUAU